ACGCUCUGACGUCACUAGCGGCGGCAGUCGAGCGCGGGCUGGUCAGCCAUGGGGGCAGCGGCGGCCGAGGCGGACCGGACCCUCUUCGUGGGCAACCUGGACCCCAAAGUCACCGAGGAGCUCAUCUUCGAGCUCUUCCACCAGGCGGGUCCGGUGAUCAAGGUUAAGAUCCCGAAGGACAGAGACGGCAGACCCAAGCAAUUCGCUUUCGUGAACUUCAAACACGAAGAAUCCGUCCCUUACGGUCUGAGCCUUCUCAACGGCAUCAAGCUGUUCGGGAGGCCCAUCAAAAUCCAGUUCCGAUCAGGGAGCAGUCACGCGUCUCAGGAGGGCGGCGCAGCCGGUGCCCCACAUGGAGCUGCUGGCACCAGCCAGUCUGGCGCACUGCACCCGGCCCCGAACUGCAGCAGAUACGACAGGAGCACAGACAGUGUGGCAGCAGCGGGAUUCUCCUCGGUGCAGCGGUGCCCACCGGCAGCUGACAACCUGCAGAGACAAGCAGUGAUGAACAGCACCUUGCGGUCACAGCCACCCUUCGGGGGCAAGUAUGAGCCGCCCGGCUAUGCCCCGCCUGGCUACCAGCACCCCCACGCCUUCCACCCCUCGGCAGCCCCCCUGAUGCCACGGCGCCCGGAGCUGCCAGCCAUGCGCAAGGUCCGCCUGAACACCCACCCCUACCACCCUGAGGGCAGGCACUUCGGCCGUGAGCCGCGCUUCGGCGAGCGCAGCUUUGACGAGAGGGGACACCAUGACGCUGAGCACCACUGCCGCGGCGGCAGGGACGAGCCUGCCUACGACGACCGGCACCGUGACAGCUGGAGCCACGACUAUGACUACCGGAGAGAAAGCUACCGGGAGGGCAGGUGGCACCCGUCCCGGCACUGACGCAGGUCCCCGCGUUGGCACAGGUGGCGCUGGUGCCUCAUCGAUGCUGUAAAGGACUCAAUGGCAAAAAAAGUUCAACCUGUUUCUUGAUGUGUUAAAAAAAAAAAGAGGCCCCCCCCCCCGCCCCAAGACCCAUCCCAGUUACCAUUUAAUGUUUAUAAACUACCAGCAGCACAGGGCCACAGACCUCUUGGGUUUGAACGAUUUAACUCCACACCUCAGGGCUUUUUGUAGGGGGGGGGGAAAAAGAGAGGUCAGAGCAGUGCUCAGCGCUGGCUGCACUGCACUGCACUGCAGCGCAGCAGCCCCUUGUGUAGGGGAAGGGGCUGCGUCCAAAGCAUCCGAGGUGGGACAGGCACUUUUCCCGGCGUUUUAAUUCUCACGCAGUGUUUUUUGAUACAGAAUUAUUUGGAUAUUCCGUGUUUUGGAGAAAAACAUUAAAAAUCUCCCUGGA
This is a messenger RNA of Pogoniulus pusillus (Red-fronted tinkerbird), 1339 nucleotides long. RefSeq names its product RNA binding motif protein 7 (gene RBM7). Gene Ontology annotation, biological process: regulation of alternative mRNA splicing, via spliceosome. The transcript is spliced from 5 exons. Gene Ontology annotation, molecular function: single-stranded RNA binding. The record is from RefSeq and is a predicted model, not a curated record. Gene Ontology annotation, cellular component: nucleus. Bases 49 to 885 code for a protein of 278 amino acids. NCBI's taxonomy places the organism in Eukaryota, Metazoa, Chordata, Aves, Piciformes, Lybiidae.